This is a messenger RNA of Rhea pennata, 1478 nucleotides long. It is a transcript of the gene ANXA13, whose product is annotated as annexin A13. Gene Ontology annotation, molecular function: calcium ion binding; calcium-dependent phospholipid binding. The transcript has 12 exons. Bases 1 to 1263 code for a protein of 420 amino acids. The record is from RefSeq and is a predicted model, not a curated record. NCBI's taxonomy places the organism in Eukaryota, Metazoa, Chordata, Aves, Rheiformes, Rheidae. Gene Ontology annotation, cellular component: cytoplasm.
AUGCCCGCGCUGCGCUCCUCGUGUCAACACCGUGCGCAGGCGACUCUCGGGCAAAGGUGCAUCCAGGACGGACUCUUGUUCUCCCGCAGGAGCCGUCGUCCUGCUCGUCCAAACUCGUCGCUGCCUCCGGUCGACUGCCAUUGUUUAUUGUCACCACAGUUCCAGAAGAGCUUAGGAGCAAGUGCCAUGCCCUGGGGUGUCAUUACGCCCGAGCAGCAGAGGGGAGAGCCGGUGCCGGCAGCCCUGCAACGCAAGAAGUCGGAUGCACUUGUUGCUCUAGGCGUGGAAAUGCAAAGUGCUCGCAGUGCCCCCGCAGUGGAUGGGUCAACUGCUCAUCACCGUCGUCAUGGCUUUGAUGCAGACCGGGAUGCCAAGAAACUACACAAAGCCUGCAAAGGAGCAGGAACUGAUGAAAAAACAAUUAUUGAAAUCCUGACAAAUCGAACAUCGGAGCAGAGGCAACAGAUAAAACAGAAGUACAAGACUGCGUUUGGCAAGGAUCUGGAAGCGGCGCUGAAGGGAGACCUCAGCGGGAAUUUCGAGAAGACCGUCCUGGCCCUGCUGGACCUGCCCUGCGAGUACGAGGCCCGGGAGCUUCGCCGGGCCAUGGCGGGCGCCGGCACGGACGAGUCGCUGCUCAUCGAGAUCCUCUGCACGCGCAGCAACAAGCAAAUCGUAAGCAUAAAGGAGGCGUACAAAAGGCUCUUUGGCAGGGAUCUGGAGUCCGACGUGAGAAGCGACACGAGCGGCUCCCUGCAGCGGAUACUAGUCACCGUGCUGGAGGCAAACCGAGAUGAGGACCAGGAGGUCAACGUGGAGCUUGCCGGGCAGGAUGCCAGAGAGCUAUACGAAGCAGGGGAAGGCCGCUGGGGAACGGAGGAGCUGGCUUUCAACCUGGUCUUAGCCAAGAGAAGCUACCAGCAGCUGAGAGCUACUUUCGAGGCUUAUGAGAAGCUGCAUGGGAAAGACAUAGAAGAAGCCAUUAAAAGUGAAACAUCUGGAGAUCUGGAGAAGGCCUAUCUCACUCUGGUCAGCUGUGCCAAAGAUGGCCAAGGUUACUUUGCUACGCUUCUGCACGAGUCAAUGAAAGGAGCUGGGACUGAUGAAAAGACCUUGAUUCGCAUCCUUGUGACAAGGGCUGAGAGUGACCUGCCAGGAAUAAAGGAGAAGUUCCAGCAAAAGUACAACAAGUCGUUAGCUGAAGCUAUCCAAUCUGAUACCUCUGGGGACUUCAGAAAGUUGCUGCUGGCUCUUGUACACUAAAAAGCCAUCAAGAACAGAGAGGCAUGCUGAGCAGCCACCUCUUGAUUAGUUUCCAAAGUAGCAUCCAAAAAUGUGGCAUUAGCAGAAAGAAAAAAAUCCAAUUUAUUUUCUUUCCAGCUGAGAAACAUGUUGCCAAGUAAUGCUGGACGUGAGGUUUAUGUUACGGGUAUCUUGCCAAAUGUCCUUAAGCAAUAAAGAUAUUUUAAAAAACUAAA